AUGCAUAGCAACGCAGUAACUGGCGUUACUUCAAAGAUAGCAGAUUUCGAUUUGGACAAUGACCAAAUCAAUCUUGAGCCGCCUGGGUUCGCGGCCUAUAACUCUGAACCACCCCCUGCACCCAAAUUAAAGAGCGCCGGAAUAGUGUCUUUAGACAUCACCGAGCAAUUUGUCAACGCUGCCAAACAACUUGAGCUCGGAGAGCUGGUCAAGGAUCCACACUUUACACUCUUUGAGUCUGUUGGCGCUUUGGAGAUUAUGGAUCCAAAGAUGGAUAGUGGGUAUCUGCAAGCCGGGGAGACUAUGGAAGACGAUUAUGAUUUCAGUCAGCUAUUACUUCCGGAAGAAAUCAUUGGUAUUAUCGACCAGUUGUUAUCUCACGAGAUGGCAUGGCAUAUGGGCCAUCCACUCGCCCAAACAAUUUUCACCAGCUUGUACAUCGAUCGGAUCUUAGAUCCAUGCCCUAUUAGUCUGGAGCAGACGUACUUUGAUAAGAGUGAGAGCUGUGAAGAUGAGCCUCUUAUGCACCAAGUUCUGAGAGCGUACUGCCUGGGUCUCCUCAAAACCUGUGGCUACGUCAACCAAAGGGUCAAAUCGGAGCAUUACUACGAGGAAGAAGACUUUGUUACACACACAUUCCACAGAAGUCUACUUGAAAACAUAGACCAUGAAUUAAUCAUCGAGCUCCUUGAAGAGACGAUCGAACGAAGCCAAGGAUGCAUUGGACUUCGACUUGGGUUUCGCGCUUCAUUCCUGGAAAUUGUCGAAGCCGCUGAUUCAAGAACUUCUCUGGAACAAGUCAAAACAAUGUGGACUGAUUUCCAACUCUUAUUACCCGGCCUCAAAUCAACCACCAAGCUGGGGAAGCCCGCGCCUACUUCUUUUAGUGCUAAAAUUCAACGAAAGCUCGCAAGUACUGUGCCGCCACGUCCUAUUGUGCAAGUCAGCCAAGAGGCUGCUUUUGAUCAGCUGGAGAGACUCUGUCGAGAUGGUGCUGUUGCGGUCGAAGUCUUAAAGUAUUAUGAUAGCCAUAGUCUCAUGACGUUCGUAUCUCUGUUCCAAGCACGAAAGCCACAGCCCUCUGUUUACAUCCGAACGCUAUUGCAGCACUACAUAUUCGGAGAUAUGAUAAUGUUAGGAAACAUGUCUAUCCGGCAAGUCCUCGACGAUGAUCUAUCCACCACAGUUCUCCCAGCAAGCCAGCUUCUUGAUCGAGCCAAUGACGAAGUUGAAUUCCCAAACGAUCCACGAUUCAAAAUGGCCGAACGAAUGGAACUCUUCCGUUCUCGAGCCGCAGGUUCCUUCCUAGACAUUCUCCGAACCAUCUGCCAAAACCGAUGUCGUAUCCGUCGUACCCUGUGCCACACUAUCGCAGACUGGGACAUCUUACAACUCGAUGCUGAAGAGCUAGACAUGCAGCUCCGCGAGUUCACCAAAGAAACACCAGUUCGUGACAGAGAAAUCUCAGACGAGCCAAUCUACUCCUUCAGCCUCUCAUCCUGGGCAUACUUCUACAAGCUCCGCCAAAUGGAAUGGAUAGUACAAAUGGGAUUUGAACUCGAAGUCUACCAACCUGACGAACUAGCAACCAUGUACUACUACCUACAAUACCUCGCCAAAACCCGAAGCCGUCACCUAGAACGCAUAAAAGGCUUUAACUUCCGUGGGUUCAACGCAAUUCGCAACAAGAAGACUGCCGGAGAUGCUAGUCACGACGAAUACACCAAGGCCCUCACGUUCGUCAACUUCUCCACCAUGGAAGCAGCCGCCACUUACGGCCUCGCAGACUCGCUUUCCUGCCUCUUCACAGUACUAGACCGUCUCUCACUCAUAAAGCCACCACCAAGACCCUAUAGCAGCGACCAAAUGCGCUACGAACUGCGCCUGAAACCAUUCCUACUCAUCGGCCUUCCUGAACUAAUCCCUUUCACGGACCUCACGAACGCAGUUUCCCAACCCUCAGAAUCCACGCUCUCGCUGCUGAAAUAUGCAGCUGAAGCAGCUAUGGCAGCGAAGAGGGGUUUCGAGGUGUUGAGUAAGCUUAGUGCGCAAGAGGCGUUUUGUCAGGGGAGUCAUGACAGCUGGAUUAAGAAUGUGAAGGAUUGCUUGAAGGCUUGUAUAUUUACUGGCAUAAGUAUUGCGACGGUAAAGAAGGCUGUUGAAGGGAUGGAUAAGAAUGGGAGCAAAGAGUUGAAAAUUAGGGUCGAGAUCCCGAAGACGGGGAAGGGGUACCAUGAUUGGUGGGUUGUGCCUAAGAUCAUACCGGUUUCUUGA
Messenger RNA from Lachnellula hyalina, 2274 nucleotides. RefSeq names its product N-alpha-acetyltransferase, NatC auxiliary subunit (gene naa35). Bases 1 to 2274 code for a protein of 757 amino acids. NCBI's taxonomy places the organism in Eukaryota, Fungi, Ascomycota, Leotiomycetes, Helotiales, Lachnaceae. The transcript has 8 exons. The record is from RefSeq and is a predicted model, not a curated record. Gene Ontology annotation, biological process: N-terminal peptidyl-methionine acetylation. Gene Ontology annotation, cellular component: NatC complex.